Messenger RNA from Manduca sexta (tobacco hornworm), 2382 nucleotides. Its product is annotated as DNA topoisomerase 3-beta-1-like. The coding region runs from base 109 to 2382 and encodes 757 amino acids. The record is from RefSeq and is a predicted model, not a curated record. Gene Ontology annotation, biological process: DNA topological change. The transcript is spliced from 13 exons. NCBI's taxonomy places the organism in Eukaryota, Metazoa, Arthropoda, Insecta, Lepidoptera, Sphingidae. Gene Ontology annotation, cellular component: nucleus. Gene Ontology annotation, molecular function: DNA binding; DNA topoisomerase type I (single strand cut, ATP-independent) activity.
CAAUCAUUGUACCAUAUCUGUCAUUGUCAAAUUGUAAAUGUUUUUGGGGUGUUGAUAUAAGCGUGUAGGUGUUCAUGAUUUAUCAAGUUAUUUAGAAAUUAAUAUACGAUGAAGACAGCACUAAUGGUGGCUGAAAAGCCAUCGUUAGCUCAAAACUUGGCUAACAUACUCAGCAACGGAAAAUGCGGCACCAACAAAGGAACAAACGCGGCAUGUGCUGUACACGAAUGGAACGGAACGUUUAAAAACGAGCCGGUUCAUUAUAAAAUGACGUCGGUUUGUGGGCAUGUGAUGAGUUUGGAUUUUACGGGUAAAUACAAUAAUUGGGACAAAGUUGAUCCUAUUGAGUUGUUUAGCUGCCCUACGGAGAAGAAGGAGGCGAUGCCUAGACUGAGAAUACCGGCGUUUCUGUCUCAGGAGUCGAGAGGGUGUGACUAUCUCAUACUGUGGCUUGAUUGUGACAAAGAAGGAGAGAACAUUUGUUUUGAGGUAAUGUCCUGUGUACAACCAUAUAUGAAAGGGGAUGUGUUGUCUCCUCAAGUGACAUACCGGGCAAGGUUCUCGGCUAUCACAGAGAAGGACAUCAAGGCGGCCAUGUUGAACCUAGUCAGACCUAAUGAGAAUGAGUCGCGCAGUGUGGACGCAAGGCAAGAACUUGAUUUGAGGAUUGGUUGUGCAUUUACUAGGUUCCAGACUAAAUAUUUUCAAGGCAGAUAUGGAGAUCUUGAUGCAUCCCUCAUAUCCUACGGACCGUGCCAAACACCGACUCUAGGUUUCUGUGUACAGCGCCAUGAUGAAAUCCAGACUUUCAAGCCUGAAACAUAUUGGGUGCUCAGAGUGACCGCAAGUACAUCUGAGGGUAGGGAGUUACCCCUUGAGUGGAAGAGAGUGCGGUCAUUUGAGAAGGAUAUAGCAAAUAUGUUCCUUGCGGGCAUCAAGGAGAUUAAAGAGGCAACGGUAGUUAAUAUUCAAGCUAAAGAGAAGAUUAAGCCACGUCCAGUGGCCCUGAACACUGUGGAGCUGAUGCGAGUUGCUAGUGCGGGUUUGGGUAUGGGACCCCAUCAUGCUAUGCAGGUCGCCGAGCGCUUGUACACACAAGGUUACAUCUCAUACCCGCGCACAGAGACAACUAGUUAUCCAGAAAACUAUGAUCUCAUGGGAACACUACGCCAACAACAGAAUUCAGUAAAAUGGGGCACUGAGGUGCGAGCGAUCAUUGCAAAUGGUAUCAAUAAGCCGAAGAAAGGUCACGACGCUGGUGACCAUCCACCCAUCACGCCAAUGAGACCGGCUACCGAGGCGGAGUUGGAAGGCGACAUGUGGCGCAUAUACGACUACGUGACGCGCCACUUUAUAGCGACGCUGUCACGCGACUGCAAAUAUUGCAGCACCACCAUUACCUUCCAGAUUGGAACGGAAACGUUCUACUACACCGGGAACACCCUUGUGGACGCCGGGUACACCGAGAUCAUGCAUUGGCAGGCAUUUGGCAAAGAUGAGUUCGUGCCAGUAUUGCAAGUGGAUGAUUUGUUGCGAGCGCAUGACCAUCGUCUCGUUGAAUGCCAGACCUCGCCGCCAGACUAUCUCACCGAGUCUGAGGUAAUCACCCUAAUGGAGAAGCAUGGUAUAGGAACCGACGCGUCCAUACCGGUCCACAUUAACAACAUAUGCCAACGGAACUACGUUACCGUCGGCAGUGGAAGGAGGCUCGUCCCCACCAAUCUGGGAAUAGUGCUUGUGCACGGGUAUCAAAAGAUUGAUCCAGAGCUAGUCCUACCCACAAUGCGUUCAGCAGUAGAGGAACAGUUGAAUCUGAUCGCGGUAGGUCGGGCCGACUUCCAAGCCGUACUCUCCCACACCACUGAGAUAUUCCGACGCAAGUUCCAGUACUUCGUGAGAUCUAUAGAGGCCAUGGACCAGCUGUUUGAGGUCAGCUUUUCGUCUCUGAAGGCGAGCGGUAAAGCGCUGUCAAGAUGUGGGAAGUGCAGGCGGUACAUGAGAUAUAUUCAGGCCAAACCGGCGCGUCUCCACUGCUCACACUGCGACGACACGUACGGCCUGCCGCAGAACGGCACCGUGCGCAUCUACCGCGAGCUCAAGUGUCCGCUCGACGACUUCGAGCUGCUCACCUGGUCCUCGGGCAACAAGGGCAAGAGCUUCCCGCUCUGCCCAUAUUGUUACAACCACCCACCGUUCAGGGACAUGCGCAAAGGGUUCGGUUGCAACUCGUGCACGCACCCGACGUGUCCGUACGGCGUGAACUCGACCGGCGUGUCGGGCUGCGUGGAGUGCGAGAGCGGCGUGCUCGUGCUCGACCCCUCCGCGCCCAAGUGGAAGCUCGCCUGCAACCGGUGGGUAGCUGCGGGGAACGGACCAGUGUAG